AUCAGAGAUGAAGGAAUUACCAUUACUGCUAAAUUUUUUUCUUGAGAAGCUCAGCACCUAUGCUGCAAUCAUUGUCAUGUUUAGUUAUAGCAUUUUGCUUGACAGGGACUUUGAAUGCACUUGCAGACCAAACCACGGUGACUGUUGGUUAUAUAUGGUUCUGCCAGUUUGUAUAAUAGUUGUCUUAAUACUCUAUACAAACAGGUCAUUGCAGAGACUCUGUAGAUGCACAGUUACCCACUAUCGUGGUUCGGGAUGCUGCAAGUAUCACUGCUGCAGUUUUUGUGGUUCUCUAAUCCGUCACAUUUUAGAAGCAGUUUUAGUUGGUGCGCUGUGGGCUGCCUUUGUGUUAAUCGAUGGAGACUGGUAUGUUUGCUGUGUGAAUAAGACGUUUGAUCCACAGUUAGCCUGCAAAAACAAGAACAACAUCACAGCAGAGGAACAAGUAAACAUUGCUGAACUGAAAAAUGACUCCAGGCUUAUUGGCUCCGGUUCACUCCUUGUUAUCAUUUCUCUGGCAGCCAUAAUGUCAUGUAUUAGAUGUAGGAAAAAGUUUGAUGGCUGUGGUUGCUGUUCCAAUGGCAGAAGUGAUGUAUAUUACAAACUGAUUUUGGAAGAGGAGGAAAAUGUACUGGAAGAGAUUUUGAGGGAACGUGCAAAGGACAAACUGGCAACUGAAGUCAAGAAAAAACUAGAAGGUGAACAAUGGGAUGACUGUUUUGAUGUUGCCAGAAAACUGAUUGAAGAUUCAACCAAACCAACUCUUGAUCAACAACAACAGCAGCAACAAGAAAUAGAUCAACAAGGAGAGCAAGAACGACCACAACAGCAACAACAACAACAGGCAGCAGGAAUCCUGGAUGAGAGAGCAACCCAUGCAGAAACCUCCGCAAGUACCCACCAAGAGCAACAGAAUUUGAUAUGAUGUCAUGGUCUCAGCCUGGAGGCUCCAGGGUUUUGGUUUUUUGGACUUUUUUGGACUUUCUUGAUUUAGUUUUCUGUGUUUUGGGUUUCUAUUCUGGGUUUUGAGUAUUUCUGGUUUGAGUAUUUCAGGUUUGGGUAUUUCUAGUGUCUAGUGUAGUCUUCCCUGUCUUGUGCUCUGUUCCCCCGUGCGCUUCCUGUUUUAUUUUGAUAGUCAUGUCGCCCCAGUGUCUGAGUUCUAAUUUUGCUUCCUUUGGUUAAUCAUCCCUGAUGUGUUCCACCUGUGUCUGCUUCCCCACCUGUUCUCCAUCGUUAAUCAGUUCCUUUAAAAAGCCCUUGCUCUGUCUUGUCUUUGGGGGAUCAUUGUUGGUUAUGAGGUUUGGUGGCUGUGUUGUUGUCGGCAUCUGCUCAUGUAUGGACUUUGGUUUUUUUGUUUGAAUAAAUUCUUUCACACUGGUUCCUCCUCCGCAUCUGAGUCUCUCACCCUCACCCCUGCCUCAUCACACUGUGACAUAUAAUACAUUCAGCUUUUGCUUUGUAGUGAACAGAAGUAACAUUUGAACUCUUUCUUUGUUUUGUCAGCCGAUUCUUGAACUUUGAUCAACAUUCAGUGUCACUGCUUAAAAAAAGGACAGAAUUAAGGUUAAAAAUCAGUAUUAUAUUGAUUUUAAACCUUAAUUUUCUCUUGAAAUCACAUAAUUGUGCUGUUGUGUUUUAAUCACA
Seriola dumerili (greater amberjack) is the source of this 1644-nucleotide messenger RNA. RefSeq lists its product as uncharacterized. Bases 8 to 925 code for a protein of 305 amino acids. Gene Ontology annotation, molecular function: monoatomic cation channel activity. The record is from RefSeq and is a predicted model, not a curated record. Lineage: Eukaryota; Metazoa; Chordata; Actinopteri; Carangiformes; Carangidae. The transcript is spliced from 3 exons.